AUGAGUUGCGUAACAUUUUACCCCAUCACUGUGCCGCAAUCUCCCGUGCUGUGUAAACUGAGAGAGGAAAUUAAACUUUUUACCAAAAUACUGGUAAAACUACGUGGCGAAGUUGACGAUUUGGAAAAUGGAGUGGGUCCAGACGCAGAAAACUAUGAAAACGGGGUUGAUCCGCUGCGACAUUUGGAUGAUGGCUCGUUGUUGCUGGUACUCGACCACCGUGGAUCUAUAAAAAUCGAAGCUUGGGAACUAGAAAAAUGCGAUUGUCACUUCUGCCGUUAUUACACUUUGCCACAAAGACUCGAGAAUCUUCCAGAUCAUUCACUGGGACGUAGAGAAGCACAGGAACAGCUGGGUGGACGUGAAACAAUGUCGAUGUUGGAUCAGCUACAGGAAAUGGGCUUUGAACGCAGCAUAGCGUACGUUCCAAUUUCAUUUGCGUAUCAAGAAAAGGAAGCUGCGAAUGCGCCCGAUCAUCCGGACGAAAAGUCGAGGUCGAUUGUGGAAUUUGCCGAGGAAGAACCGCAACCGCAGAAAUCAUCGACCACGGAAACGCCGCAGGCAAUGUCCUUUAAAUGCGAUGUAUGUGGCAAGCUUCUAGCUAACGACCAAGCAGUGAUGUUUCAUGCAGCGGUGUCAAAACACGAUGCGUUCAGUGAAUCGUCGGAAGCUGUGAAACCGUUAUCAGAAGAGGAGAAAAAAGAAAGAUUGGCGACUCUGCAGGCAAAGCUCAAGGAAGCAAGGGCGAAAAAAGAGGAAGAAGAAAGAAGGGAGGCAUUGGAAAAGGAAGCAGAGGCACGUCGGCGCGUACUGGAACAAAUUCGUUUGGAUCGAGAAGCUCGAAAAGCAGCAACCACAGGGGAACCACAGCCUGAAGUAGUUCAACGACCGGAACCCACACCUCCAGUGAAUGUAGCGCCUGUUUUGCGCGACAGUGAAUUUUGCCAGCUGCAAGUGAGGCUGCAGGAUGGUGCAGUUAUCAGGGAGAAAUUCAAAUCCACUGAGCCACUAUCACACGUGCGUUUAUGGGUAGAAAUUAACAGCAGGGGGCACUCCGAUGGUAUGCCGUUCACACUAAUGAUGCCUUUUCCACGAAAAGUAUUCACUCGAGAAGACAUGGAAAUGUCUCUUCAACAGCUCGGUAUCGCUUUUGACUCUUAAGA
Molecule: messenger RNA, 1163 nt
Organism: Gongylonema pulchrum
Lineage: Eukaryota; Metazoa; Nematoda; Chromadorea; Rhabditida; Gongylonematidae
Source: the annotation of a GenBank genome assembly